Penaeus monodon (black tiger shrimp) is the source of this 1586-nucleotide messenger RNA. Its product is annotated as probable cytochrome P450 49a1. Lineage: Eukaryota; Metazoa; Arthropoda; Malacostraca; Decapoda; Penaeidae. The record is from RefSeq and is a predicted model, not a curated record. Gene Ontology annotation, molecular function: heme binding; iron ion binding; monooxygenase activity.
GAGAAUGGCCGGCGCCGUCCCUUCGACCACCAGCAGGUUCCUCGCCUCGUCCUGCGCCAGCGUACCGCCGUCCUCCGCCAGACACCACGCCCUUCGCAGCCAAGACUCGAGGUGGAGGGCGACCUGGGCGUGGAUCCUCGGGUUCGUCGGGAGGCGUCCUUGCUCCUCCAGCACGCACACACCACCUCCUGCGUCUCCGACUCCCGAGGGCUUCGUAGGAGGGUCUUGUCCGCGCGGAGAGCUUCGUCAGGAGUUUGGAGACAGCGAUCGCGUUCGGCCCUACGAGUCGAUUCCGGGACCGAAGCCCCUGCCACUGGUGGGGAAUAAACUGCUCUUCACGCCCUUAGGUGGUUACUCCCUCGAGAGAUACUGGGAGUCGUGUUGGAAGCUCUACGACCUCUAUGGCCCCAUCGUCCGGCUGGCCAAGCUCUCGGGCCAAUUCGACAUGGUCCUGGUGUUCCGGCCUGAGGACACGAGGAAGAUCUUCGAGAAAGAGGGACGUUUGCCUGUGCGACCUGCGCUAGACAUCUUGGAGUACUACAGGAUGCGGAAUCCUGACCUGUACUCUUCCCCUGGCUUAGUUCCUGGGAACGGGGAAGAAUGGAAGCGCCUCCGGGUUUGCGUGCACAGUCUCCUCCGGCGGGAGUUGGUGCAGAGCUACAAGGCGGCGCAGGCGGGCGUGGCGCAGGACCUGGCCACUGCCUUGGACGACGCCCAGAGACGCCAUCCGGAGGGGCCGGUGCCUGACCUCCUCUACGUGCUGUUUCGAUACACGCUGGAGGCGUGGUGGAGGAGCAGCUUCGUCGGAGGAGGAAGGAACACGCUCAAGAUCCCAUUGCCUUCAAGGAGCAGCAUCCCUUCCUCAGCUCACUCCUCGAGCGCCAGGAUAUCUCCCCCUCUGACGUCUUCCUGCUCGUCCUCGAGGUCUUUCAAGGAGGCAUCGACGCGACCGCGACGACGCUCGGGUUCUGCCUCCAUUAUCUCUCGAGGGAAGCGGGGACGCAGGAAGCGCUCUACAACGAGGUGAGGGGCGUCGAGCCGGCGACACACACGCUGCACCUGCGUGAGUUCCCCCCCUGUGGUAGCGUGUCAUGACCCAGAGGUGUUUCCUGAGCCGCACCAGUUCCGCCCCGACAGGUGGCUCUCCAGGACCAAGCCCACGCAGGCCUCGAGUUCUCAGCCCACGCCCAUGGGAGGAGGGUCGACCACGCCCACAGGUAUAGGGUCGUUCACGUCCACUGAAGGAUCGGCCAAGUCCACAGGAUCGGCCACAGGAGUAGGCUUGGCCACGCCCACGGGAGGAGGCUCGACCACGCCCACUGAAGAGAAGAGAAUCCACCCAUACACCAUCUUGCCUUUUGGCCACGGGGCGAGGAUGUGCCCGGGGCGGAGGGUGGCCGAGCAGGAAAUCUAUCUGGCGCUCAUCCAGGUGGUGAAAGCCUUCAGGAUGGAGUGUGUAGGAUCACCCGGAGGCCCUGGGGAUCCCGUCGGACAGGUGCUCAGACUCAACAUGAUGCCCGAUGCGCCGAUUGCCAUUAGGUUUACGCGCAGGUGAUGGCAUAGAAAACGGAGUGGGGGUGGGAAUG